Carica papaya (papaya) is the source of this 839-nucleotide messenger RNA. The record is from RefSeq and is a predicted model, not a curated record. Lineage: Eukaryota; Viridiplantae; Streptophyta; Magnoliopsida; Brassicales; Caricaceae.
UCAUUAAUAUUAUUACUGUAUGAUCUAUCGAUUGUAAAAAAAAAAAAAAAGUUACCACGUUAUCAUCUUUCAUGGAAGCAGGAUAUAGUUACCCUCAGCCACCAAGAUAUGAAAUGCUCAACAAAGAACAGUAUCCAAACCUUAGGCCUCCACCGGGACACAGACACAACAUUCCACGUUACAACGAUGAUCACUCUCGCAAAUCAUCUAAGCUUUGCUUGAGAUGUAUUUGUUGCCUAUAUUGUUGUCUACUCACCAUAGUCAUCAUCUCCUUCCUCCUCAUCCUAAUAGUCUAUGCCAUUUAUAGUCCUCAGAUACCUAACUACGAGCUCGAAAACUUGAAGGUCAACACAUUCGAGGUUCGCUCAGAUCGUAGCUUUUCUGCAGAAUUUUUGGUUUCUAUCAAGGCUGCGAACCCUAAUGCCCAUAUAGGAUUCCAUUACGGCAAGGACAGUUCUGUUGUUGUCGAGUACUUGGACAAAUCUCUUUGUUCGGGAAAACUACCAUCAUUUUUUCAGCCAGGGAGGAACACUAGCAUUGCAAAUGUUUUGUUGAAGGGGAGAAGUGAGUUCGAUUUAGACCUGCAACAGACGCUAUCGAAGAACCGGAACUCGGGAAAGAUCCCGUUGGUUGUGAAAUUGAAGGUCCCUGUUUCAAUUGUUCUUGGAGACUUUCUGUUGAGACAAGUUGUGAUUCUUGUUAACUGCUCUAUGGUUAUCAAUAAUCUGUCUGCUAACCAGCCGGUUAAGAUUUUGUCAAGUGGUUAUAGUUACACAUUUGCGUUUUGAAAAUUCCGAAGGUUAUUAAAAUCAUCCAUUGAGAUCAGAUUGGCAGAGAAU